This is a messenger RNA of Ochotona curzoniae (black-lipped pika), 2503 nucleotides long. RefSeq names its product zinc finger protein 354C-like. Gene Ontology annotation, biological process: regulation of DNA-templated transcription. The transcript is spliced from 5 exons. NCBI's taxonomy places the organism in Eukaryota, Metazoa, Chordata, Mammalia, Lagomorpha, Ochotonidae. The coding region runs from base 602 to 2347 and encodes 581 amino acids. The record is from RefSeq and is a predicted model, not a curated record.
AAAGACCCCUGUCAGGUGAGCUGGGGGCCCCAGGGGUGUGAGCCUGCCUGUUCUGUAAACUGUUUCGGGACGUAGCCGCGGUAAAACAACUAGCUAACCCAUCGCUUGCAGGCUUACGCAUUUCGUAUUCGGACGACAGGUUCAGUGCACACGAUUUCCCGUUUUGCAAGAAUCCAAGGCCCAGGGCGGCCCAGUAAUUAACUGGGACUUAGACUGGGACCUGCUCUACUACUUAAUGGUUUUUGUGAGUUUAGGCAACUCAUGACUCCUUGGUCUUCCCCAUAUCUGUAAAAAUGAGGUAGUGGGGGAUGGGGGAAAUAGGGUGACAACACAGUCCCUUGGGGUCCGAGGAGGGUUGGCCCCAGGACCCUGAGCCCCUGAAUGCAUGGACCCUUAAUGCGAAAGGUGUAGUGUAUGCAUAUAGCCUUGCUGUUUAUUUUAAAUCAUCUCCAGGUGAUUUCAAUUCCUGGUAUGACAUAAAUGCUCUGUAAAUGAGUCGCAGAUUGCAUUGUUUUCCCUGUUUAAUACAGUUGGUGAGUUGAGUCCACCCAGGCCUGCUGUAUUUACUUCCUUCAGGUUGUUGCAUUGAUUAAAGAUAUACAUGGAAAGCGCUCAGGAUUCUUGGUACCAGACCCACUUGGUCAGCACUCCACGCCUCUGCCACAGGAAAACUAAGAAGGAAGGAAUGGCCGUGAACCUGCUGCCCGCUCAGGGGUCUGUGGCCUUCGGGGACGUGGCCGUGUUCUUCAGCCAGGAUGAGUGGUUGCACCUGGACUCUGCCCAGCGACGUUUGUACCGGGAGGUGAUGCUGGAGAACUACAGCAACCUGCUGUCCGUUGGGAUUCUGUUUUCAACGCCAAAGGUCAUCUACCACUUGCAACGAGGAGAAGAUCCAAGUGUGGAGGAAAAGGAGGUCCCUCCAGACGCCUGUCUGGAUUUCAAGACUUGUCCUAAAACAGAAGCAUUGCAUCCCAAAAAGAGUACUUUUGUAAAAGAACCCUCUCAGGGAGUGUUAAAGAAAAAGCCCAUUGAUUAUGACCACUGGGAUGCCAACUUUGGAGAAGCUGUUAAAAUUGAGAGUGAGAGAGAACAGGGGCAACAGAAGAAGUCACUGGGACAAAUGGAGGCCUCACCAGAGAAAAGCCCUCAAGGGGAUGAAGGUCAUGCAAGUCUUUCAUUGGGGGAAGACUUACUUGUCAACACAGUUCUGGAUUCACAACAGCAUCCUGCUACAGAAAGGGCACCGCAAAUGCAUUUCACCUUAGGGAAAGAUUUUAAACAGAAUGUCGAUCUCAUGAGAUGCUUCCCGGUUUACCCAGGAUCAAAACCUUAUAUGUGUAAUGAGUGUGGAAAGAGUUUCACCCAGAAUCUUCAUCUGAUUGAGCACCAGCGCAUCCAUACCGGUGAGAAGCCCUACAAGUGCACUGAGUGUGAGAAAGCUUUCAGCCACAGGUCCUCCCUGCUUGCCCAUCAGAGGGUUCAUACUGGGGAGAAGCCCUAUAAGUGCGGCGAGUGCCAAAAAGCCUUUGGUAGCAGCUCAACCCUUAUCAAACACCUGAGAGUACACACUGGGGAGAAACCCUAUCGGUGUAGAGAGUGUGGCAAAGCCUUCAGCCAGUGUUCAACCCUCACUGUGCACCAGAGAAUCCAUACCGGAGAGAAACUCUAUAAAUGUGGUGAGUGUGAGAAGGCCUUCAAUUGUAGAGCAAAACUACAUCGACACCAGAGAAUCCAUACAGGUGAGAAACCCUACAAGUGCAGUGAGUGUGGGAAAGGUUACAGUCAGUUUACUUCCCUAGCCGAGCAUCAGAGACUGCAUAGCGGGGAGCAGCUGUGUAAAUGCUUGGAAUGUGGGAGAACCUUCACACGGAUCUCAACCCUCAUCGAACAUCAGCGGAUCCAUACCGGACAGAAACCCUACCAGUGUAAUGAAUGUGGAAAAGCCUUCAACCAGUACUCCUCCUUUAAUGAACACCGGAAAAUUCAUACUGGGGAAAAACUUUAUACGUGUCAAGAAUGUGGGAAAGCCUUUGGCUGCAAAUCCAACCUUUAUAGGCACCAGAGAAUCCACACUGGGGAGAAGCCCUAUCAGUGCAAUCAAUGUGGGAAGGCCUUCAGCCAGUAUUCUUUCCUUACUGAACAUGAGAGAAUCCACACUGGAGAGAAGCUCUACAAGUGUAUGGAGUGUGGGAAGGCCUACAGUUACAGGUCGAACCUUUGCAGACACAAGAAAGUGCACACUAAGGAGAAGCUCUAUAAGUGGAAGGAGUACGGGGAGCCCUUCCUCUACGCUAGCUCCUCCCUUACUCAGAGAUUUCUCAAAGAAGAAAGUUCCUCAGAGGCCUAGCUCAUCUCUGAGCCUUGGAGAUUUCCUCACCGGAGGAUGGCUAGGAGAAUCCUGAGCAGGGCGCAUAGCCUUAGUAGGUCAAGUCCUUUGUAUUUGUCCUGCAGGAAAUAUCCCAGUUCCCACUAUGUAAUGGUAAAAUUGAUCAAUGAAAACGAA